AUUUCCUUCCUUGGGACUUGGGAGUUGUUAUGAGUACUCUUCUUCACUUUUCAUUCUCAGAAUCAACCGGGACGAGUCGUAUGUUGGUUGGCUUAGCUUGCUGAUACUCCUCUAUUCAUAAAACCUAACUUCUUUAAAUUUCUUCAGGAAAAUUCAAGUGGAAUCAUGGAGUUGGAAACAAGAAGAAACCCACAAUUUUGAACAGCAACAAUGUGGGUGUGGGAGAGGAUAAGAUAAGUAAUUUACCUGAUGCACUUAUUCAUCACAUUCUUUCUUUCCUUCCAACCAAAUGUGGCAUGUCUACCUGCGUUUUAUCCAAAAGAUGGAAGUGUGUAUCCAACUCUAUACCCACUCUUGAUUUUCGUGGGUGUGAGGCUGGCAAUCGUACUGUUAAAGAAAAACGUUUGAAAACCCAACAAUUUAUGGAUUUUUUGGAUACAGUGUUAUGUCUUCAUGAGAAACCCAAUAUUCAGAAAUUCUAUCUCUCUUGGGAUGAAUUUUUUAAUCCUUCCCGAGUAAAUAAAUGGAUCAGCAUUGUUAUAAAGCGUAAAGUUGAAGAACUUUUUCUUUCAGUGCCCUCAGAAACAUACUACUUCAUAUUUCCCCUAUCGUUAUUUACAUGUGAUUCGUUGGCCGUGUUGGAGUUGGACUUAGACGGAUUAAGACUCAAUGUUCCAACCACGAUUUCUUUUCCAAGACUCAAGUUACUUCGGCUAAGACGUAUGAAAUUCGUGAAUGGGAUCUCGAUUGAAAAACUAGUUUCUAAGUGUCCCAUUCUUGAAGAAUUAAGUUUGAGAGACUGUCGGGGUUUGGAGUCGGAAGUUUUAUGCAUUGCAAAUCUUGCACUGAAGAACUUGUACAUUAGUCACUGGCAUUUUAGAGAAUCUACAUUGAAGAUUUGUUCACCCAAUCUGUCGACCAUCAGUUAUGGAUAUCUGGCACCAGCAGACUUUGUAAUUGACAACUUUUCAUCACUAGUUGAGGCAGAUAUUGACAUAACAUUCUUCAAGAAUGACGGCAGUGAAAAAUUUAUCUUAAUUGAGCUUCUUAAGAAACUUGCUAGUGUAAAGCUUCUUAAAAUAUUUGAUUGGAAAAUUUCUUGUUUGGUCCUAAGCCCAUAAGAUUAUUUAUAGCAGGGUCCAGCUAGAUUUUACUCUUAUUCUAAGGUCCAAAGUUAUUUGAAAA
This is a messenger RNA of Papaver somniferum (opium poppy), 1185 nucleotides long. Its product is annotated as F-box/FBD/LRR-repeat protein At1g78750-like. Lineage: Eukaryota; Viridiplantae; Streptophyta; Magnoliopsida; Ranunculales; Papaveraceae. The coding region runs from base 297 to 1121 and encodes 274 amino acids. The record is from RefSeq and is a predicted model, not a curated record. The transcript has 2 exons.